This is a messenger RNA of Gadus morhua (Atlantic cod), 1841 nucleotides long. RefSeq names its product myelin transcription factor 1-like protein. Gene Ontology annotation, molecular function: protein binding. The record is from RefSeq and is a predicted model, not a curated record. Gene Ontology annotation, biological process: signal transduction. The coding region runs from base 54 to 572 and encodes 172 amino acids. The transcript is spliced from 8 exons. NCBI's taxonomy places the organism in Eukaryota, Metazoa, Chordata, Actinopteri, Gadiformes, Gadidae.
AGGGAGCACACUGUCGUUCUCGAUGUGUCGGCUGCUUAACCGCAGUCGGAGGGAUGGGGGCUUUGAUGGCGCACCAGAUGGCGGGUCGGUCGGGAGACGAUGGGGACGGGGAUGUCCACACGUCUGACUGCAAAGAACAUUCCGGUACGUCCGUGGCAGACUCUGAGGAAGGCUCUGGCUUUGAGGAAGAUGAGGAAGACCGGGUGGAUUUAGAAGCCAACGAGGAGAGGGAUGAGGAGGAGGAAGGCGAUUGCGAAGAAGUCAAGACGGUGUUCAAGCCAAGGCAGAAAGCAGGAGGCCGAAAGAGAAGCAGCAGUACAUCUGAAGAAGAAAUGGCCAAUAAGAAACCUUGUUGUUUGGAUGAGUCGGACGGAAACAACAGAAACCGGCCCGCAGGGCGGGAUCUGCCCGAUAAGCAGCUCCUGCAGGUGGCCAAAACGCUGGGAAAGGAGUGGGAGCAGGUUGCCAUUCACCUGGAGCUGAAGACCAAAGAUCUGGACGACAUCAAGGCAGACAGACAGAUGACUGUGGCCAUGCAGAAGCUGAAGAUGUUUGUGCUGUGGAAGCGCUGAAGAAGGAAAGGAAAGGCCACAGCUCAGGACCUGCAGAAAGGUCUGGAAGACCUGGAGGACCUACCGGUCGAGACUCAUCUGUUAUUGAAAGAAAUGGUACAAGGCCCAGUUAAAUGACAUGACAAUGGCAUUUGCAGAGGCCCUUAUGCAGGAGAUGUCUCCGGGGAAAGAAAGCCAUGGAGACAUGUGAUGGACCAAAACGCAAACGAUGGACCAAACGACACGAAACAGUGGAGCUGUCUUGAGUGUUUGCUGGUUGGCCGGAUGCGGCCAAAUGACAGCAUCAGACUAAGUCCCUCCUUUCCUGAGCUGCUCAAUGUCUUAUUGGGAUCACAACGAUGGACUCGAUGAGUCAGUCCUGCAAUGGACAAUAGUUCUGUUGACUCUGGAAAGUAAUUGUUGAUAUCAUGUUUAGAAUAAGCCUAGAUGUUCCCCUCAGGUACCCUCUUAUAUCCAGAUAGAUAUAGAUAUGAAUUCAUUAUCAUGAUCAUGGAGUGUGCUUUUAUUGUAGGCCUUACCUAGAUGUAGCUUAUUGCGUAACCAGCUAUAGAUGCUAACAUGGUGCAUAAAAAAUGGAAAUUAAUUCAACUUUGUUUAUCGCUUCAGAGUACAUAUUUUCUUUUAGAAAUGUAUUGUGUAAAUUGGUAUAACUGCUUUUUUCAAACUUUAUACAUUUCAGGGAAUUUCUCUUGUUUUGUUUGUAUGAUGCAUUUUUUUUCGAAGCUGUUUUACAAAAGGGUGCUUUCUUGCUUCAUUUGUUAUUUAAAUAUUUCUAUACCUUAUCAAAUUAAGGAUUUAAUAAUAAUAAUAAUAAUAAAUGAAAUUUAUAUAGCGCUUAAUAUGGUACUCUAAGACGCUUUACAUAUUGGCCUAUCAAAACUAUGUAAGACAGACUAGGAAUAAAAGAAAAACAGAGGUUAAACAUGAAGAAUAAGGUGGGAGUUAGGUGGGGAAGGCUAGCUAGAUUUAUAUUGUUUGAUCAUUCCAAAACAUUCAUAUUAAUAAAUAGGCUUCUGUUGAGCAAUUGUCAAGGUGAAAUAAGAUCUAUGAUGAAAAGAUAAAUGAUCUAAUAUAGAAAAUGUGGUUAAGCAUUCGCGUCAGCCUGCAACUAAAAUAUAAAAACAAAUGGAAGCCAAAUAUUGUAAUAUGUCAAUGAGUCGUGGAAAGGUGCCUCAAAACGUCUCUAUCGCGUUUAGACAAAAGUUCUGCUACAUAUUAAUAUGAUACGAAACAGUUUUAUCCUCAAUAAACUAAUCUGCAUGCAUGAAA